Aplysia californica (California sea hare) is the source of this 1409-nucleotide messenger RNA. Its product is annotated as histone H1.2-like. Gene Ontology annotation, molecular function: structural constituent of chromatin; double-stranded DNA binding; nucleosomal DNA binding. Lineage: Eukaryota; Metazoa; Mollusca; Gastropoda; Aplysiida; Aplysiidae. Gene Ontology annotation, cellular component: nucleus; nucleosome. The coding region runs from base 384 to 1004 and encodes 206 amino acids. The transcript has a single exon. The record is from RefSeq and is a predicted model, not a curated record. Gene Ontology annotation, biological process: nucleosome assembly; chromosome condensation; negative regulation of DNA recombination.
GGUAGGAAAACUUUGUAUUCAAACUGCAGGCGAAUGGAAAAGCAGGGAAAACAGUAAAAUAUGCUUCUUUAUUCAUUUAUUUAACCAAGUAUUCAAUAGAAACACGUCCCAUUAGCAGAGAAUAAAAGCUUAGCACCUAAAUCUACAUGCACUUGCACAGAUUCGAGACGCGCAACGAAACGUCCGACAUCAUCCGGGCGAGAAAUGCGCAGUGACGUAGAUGCUCUCUCGGACGUCCGCGCGGCAGGGAUAUAUAGCCAAGCGGAUCGACGGAACGUCAGUUUGUUUCAACUCUCAACCAGAGUAACACAACGAAUCGCACUUUAGUAUUGUUAGUUUGACAUUUCGCUCACUCACUCUACGAUCAUCAAUUCAUCAUCAUCAUGUCUGACGCACCAGCUGCUGUUGCUCAAACCAAGACCACCCCUGCCAAGAAGAGGGCCCAGGGCAAGCCCAAGGCUCCCCCGGCUCACCCUCAGUACAAGAUCAUGGUCGUCGCUGCCAUCUCCUCCCUGAAGGAGCGCGGUGGUUCCUCCCGACAGGCCAUCCUCAAGUACAUCAUCGCCAACUACAAGGUCGGAGACAACCCCACCGCCAUCAACGCCCGCCUCAAGACCGCCCUGAGAGCCGGAGUCAAGGCUGAAACCCUGAAACAGUCCAAGGGAACUGGCGCCGCCGGAUCUUUUCGCCUGGGCGAGAAAUCCGUGGAGAAGAAGAAGCCUAAGAAGGACAAGAAACCCAAGGACAAGAAGAAAUCCCCCAAGAAAACCGUCAAGCCCAAGAAAGCUCCUGGUACCAAGAAGACACCAACCAAAUCCAAGAAGACUGGUGACGUCAAGAAAGUUACCAAAAAGGCCACCGGUGCCAAGACGAAAAAGGCCACCACCAAGAGCCCGGGAAAGAAAAACUCUCCUGCCAAAAAAUCGACAGCUGCCAAGAAAGUGGCCAAGAAAGCCGCACCCAAAACCACCAAGCCCAAGAAAGCUGCUGCUACCAAGAAGUAAAUUUACUUCUCAGCUCUUCUUCCGCACCAGCGCCAUUCGGUGCUAGCACAAGGUCCUUUUCAGGACCAAACCCCACUGAUCCAGAUGAUUGGGAUCUCAAGCCUUGAGUUAAAACCAAAACGUCCGUUCCUUUCUUCUUUCAUUUUCUUUUCUUGGUUGAAACCUAAGCUGUUCGUUUCUCCCCACCUUCUAGUCUAGUCUGUUCUUAGUUAAAACCCGGACCAGACAUUUUCUUGCUUUUCUCCGAGCUGAAUUCUUUCUGUAUUGCUGUUCUGUAUUGAAACCACCUUGUUGCUCAGUUCUCUUGGCUUCCUUUUUGGGGGUCACUUUCUUUCAAUUGCCUUUUUCUGCUUGCCCAUUUCUGUACAUGUACUGUAUUCCUCAAGCUAACAACACUUGUAAGCA